AUGACUGAAGAGUUAAAUCCAGUCGACCGGGAUUUUGUGAUCAUCAAGUACCCCGGUAUCAUCAAAAACAUCGACAGGGCUUUGGAGACCUUAGGUGGCCUCGAAACGAUACAACAGCAUCACUCCGUCAAUCGCCAACUGGAAUAUCGGCCCAGCCCACACAAUCCGUAUGCCAGUAGCCUAUCUUCAGAAAGGAGCAUCGAAUCAAAAGCGAGCACAAUAUACACAUUCGAAAACAUGUGCGACUUCCAGUAUUUACCACUGAAAGGUGCCCAGGGAAACAAGGACCAAGUUUUUGAAGAUUUGAUGCCACGACUGGUGCCUCAAUCACUUACCGAUUCUCUGAGUUGGUGGCAGCGUCAGGACACGGCCAAUGCGACAACCCCUCUGUAUCUACCUCCCUUUCAAUUUAGCAGAUACAACACGCCAUCGAUGAAAAUUCUUUCUCGAGAAACCGAUUUCUCGCAAGAAAAAACGAAGCGAAAGAGCGGGCACGGUCAAAAUCUACGCGUUGAAAGAAGGGCCCUAUCUAUCACGGUACACGCCAAUGACCCGUUCCCCAGUGAAGCACCAGCAGAAGCAGUCGCAGACGCCGAUUUCCGUUGCAAAAACGAAGAGCCGCAUCGCCUACUUAGAGAACUUUUCAAGGAGCGCCCGAUGUGGACACGCGUGGCUUGCGUCUUCAAGACCGGCCUCGAAGAUACGAUGCUGAAGGCGUUGCUACAAAAGUAUGCAUUCUACAUUUCAUCGGGACCCUGGGGUCGAUUGUGGUGUCGAUUCGGCUACGAUCCACGUCUCAAUACGGAAGCGAGAAAAUAUCAAAGCCUUGUCGUGUCGUUUAGGCAACACGCGCGUAUUCCUGAACGGCAACGGUUGAAGGCGUCCACGGAGAGAUCGCUGUACAUCGGCCCGCACGAUACAAAGGAGCCGAUCCAUUUCACUUACUUGCCGGGUCGUCUACCGAAAGUUCGACAAAUGUGGUAUUCGCUCUGCGACAUUGAGAUGCCGGAAGCACAGCGAAUGUUGGUCUGCGAGCCGAUACAACCAGCGUGUGACGAUACGCACGGAUGGAUGAGUGCGGAGCUCAUGGAUCGACUACGCAAAAUGAUCAAGGAUGACGUGGAGAAGACGACGCUCGAGAUCGACAUGGGCGCCGAGGAAUUGCCGAUAAUCGAGGACGAUUGGGAU
This is a messenger RNA of Mesorhabditis spiculigera, 1188 nucleotides long. The record is from the annotation of a GenBank genome assembly. Lineage: Eukaryota; Metazoa; Nematoda; Chromadorea; Rhabditida; Rhabditidae.